Molecule: messenger RNA, 645 nt
Organism: Letharia columbiana
Lineage: Eukaryota; Fungi; Ascomycota; Lecanoromycetes; Lecanorales; Parmeliaceae
Exons: 2
Coding region: 1-645 (214 amino acids)
Source: RefSeq, a predicted model, not a curated record
AUGACGCUACCGCUCCAGCUCAAGCUAGAAAACACCAUUCCACCCCAGCGCCAACCAAGCUCCCACAGGAAGAUACCCCAACCACGUUUUCGAUUCGUCACCAACGAAGUCGGCGACAACGGUUUCGCAACCCUCCACAACUAUGACCCGCUAUGGGUCCAGAGCACAGGUGCUGAUCCGAACUCUGUGUUCGAAUCCUACAGCAAGAUGAAGUUCGAAAAACUCUUCCUCGCCGGAGUCAUCCAGAAGGCUGACAGACUCGUCAUCCGGUACACCGGCGCGUUUUCGAGCGUUGUCGACAACGGCGUUGCUACUCUGACGCACGUCGGCUUCUCCAGAGGCUCAAAGCGGAACAUACUCUUCCCGGACCUGGCUCUGACUCUGAGCUCGCACCCCUCGUAUCUGCGGACCAUCUCCGCCUGCAGCGGGCCCGGCGCCAUCAUGACGCAUUUCGCCCAGUGCAACAUCACCGGGCCUGAUAUUGGUGCGAAUUUGGCCAGGCACUUGCAUGUGUGGCGUGGGUCUCAGGGUCUGGGGACGUUGAAGUAUGUGCGGCAGGCUUACCACACGUGGAAGAAGGAUAUGGAAACCGACCGUGAUGGAGCAGACGGGAAUGGUGUGACAAAGGAGGGCGAGGGAAUCUGA